Messenger RNA from Oenanthe melanoleuca, 2551 nucleotides. It is a transcript of the gene LARP7, whose product is annotated as La ribonucleoprotein 7, transcriptional regulator. The coding region runs from base 490 to 2259 and encodes 589 amino acids. The transcript has 13 exons. Gene Ontology annotation, biological process: RNA processing. Lineage: Eukaryota; Metazoa; Chordata; Aves; Passeriformes; Muscicapidae. The record is from RefSeq and is a predicted model, not a curated record. Gene Ontology annotation, molecular function: mRNA binding. Gene Ontology annotation, cellular component: nucleus.
GGCGGCGGCGCAGACAGGGGGCGCUGUCGUCCCCACAGCGGCUUUCCCGCCGCCCGCGCCAAAGCCCCCCCCCCCCGCCACCCCCGCGCGCUCCCCUCACGGCCGGGCGGGGGGGGUCUCUCCCCUCAGGUCAUCGCUCCCCUCAGGUCAUCGCCGCCCUCAGGUCAUCGCCGCCGCCGGCAUCGCGCUGUAACCGCGCUGUAACCCCUCUGUAACCCCGAGCCGCCCUGUGCCCGCCCCCGGGCAUCCUCCUCUCCCCGUGCCCGCUGAUCCCGAGGGCUCCUCGCUGCCCCGCGGCGCUGAGGUGGCUUUGCCCGCAGGUGGCUGUUCUGUUCUGCGGGGUGUCAUGGCUUGACGCCUUGUGUUGGGGCUGAGCGGGCUUUGGGCCCCUCAGAUUUAGCCUGAGGUUCUUGUUUGAAGUGUUCUGUCGGUAAGAUCUGUGAGUCGCUACAGCAGCAGCACCUGCAGUGGUCAGCACCUGUGCAGUGAAUGACAGGGAUGGAGACUGAAACAGAGAGAGACAAAGCCAUGGAAGAAGAAAGCACUGAGCAGAAAAAGGAAAGAGAGAAGAAGAAGAGGUCAAGAGUGAAACAGGUGCUGGCAGAUAUAGCCAAGCAAGUGGAUUUCUGGUUUGGUGAUGUUAAUCUCCACAAAGACAGAUUUCUUCGAGAACAAAUAGAGAAGUCCAGAGAUGGGUAUGUUGACAUAUCACUUCUUGUUUCUUUCAACAAAAUGAAAAAAUUGACUACUGACGGGAAGCUGAUUGCUCGGGCAGUUAAGAGUUCAUCUGUUGUAGAGUUGGACUUGGAAGGAACCAGGAUCAGGAGACGCCAACCUCUGGGUGAGCGCCCGAAGGACGUGGACAGUCGGACAGUCUAUGUGGAGCUGCUUCCCAAAAAUGUCAAUCACAGUUGGAUUGAGCGGGUGUUUGGCAAGUGUGGCAAUGUAGUUUACGUCAGUAUCCCCCGGUAUAGAAGUACUGGGGAUCCAAAGGGCUUUGCUUUUGUUGAAUUUGAAACUAAAGAACAAGCAGAGAAAGCCAUUGAGUUUUUGAAUAAUCCACCAGAAGAAGCGCCACGGAAACCUGGGAUUUUCCCCAAAACAGUAAAGAACAAACCAGUUCCUACACUGAAUUCAAGUGACAACACUGUAGUAGAAGAGAAGAAAAAGAAGAAAAAGAAGAAAUCCAAAAUCAAGAAAGAGAGCAAUGCUCAGGCAGCUGCAGAGCCAAAGGAAUCAAACACUAACAAUACAACAGAGCCAGUACCAAAGUCUAAAAGACAGAGGACUCCAUCAGAGUGUUCUGAGAUGGAGGGAACUGAGGCUCCCAAGCAGCCCUCCAAAAGGGAGAAGAGGAAAUGGGACAGAACAGAGAGCUCAGAGGUAACCUGGGAAAGCAGGCCAGGAAAGAGAAAAAGAACCACCUCAGGAGAUGGUGAGACAUCAGCUCCUAAAGUUAUGAAAACUGAUGAGAAAGAUGAAGUUGAAACAGUAAAAGAAGAAACAUCAGAAGCUCCUAAAGAGUCCAAUGAAGUUUCUGCAGAAGAGAAAGACAAAAAAGACACAUCUCUUUCCAAAUCUAAAAGGAAACACAAGAAAAAGCACAAAGAAAGACACAAAAUGGGUGAAGAAGUCAUUCCCCUCAGAGUACUCUCCAAGACUGAAUGGAUGGAUUUGAAGCAAGAAUAUUUGGCCCUGCAGAAAGCCAGCAUGGCCUCCUUGAAGAAAACAAUGUCUCAAAUCAAACCUGAGCCCGUGGGAGAGAUGGAGACGGAGUCUGGUGUGCAGAAAUCUGAAAAUGACAAAACCACCAGUGAAGACUGUGCCCCUCCCGCCAAGGCAAACACAAUGGGGCCUCAGUUUGUCAGCGGAGUAAUUGUGAAGAUCAUUAGCACCGAGCCCCUGCCGGGCAGGAAGCAGAUCAAGGAUGCUCUGGCAGUGCUGGCUGAGGUGGCUUAUGUUGACAUGCUGGAGGGAGACACCGAAUGUCACGUUCGUUUUAAGACUCCUGAGGAUGCACAGACUGUCAUGAAAUCAUACAAAGAAAUACAGAUCAAAAACAACUGGAAAUUCGAAGUUCUCACUGGUGACAAUGAACAACGUUACUGGCAGAAGAUUUUGGUGGACAGACAAGCUAAGCUGAACCAGCCUCGAGAAAAGAAGCGGGGGACUGAGAAGCUGAUUGCCAAAGCUGAGAGGAUGCGACUGGAGAAGACUCAACAGACAAGCAAACACAUUCGGUUCACUGAUGACAACUAACCAGGGUUGAUGGUGAGCCUGGAAGUGAACUGUAGGUAUUCCAAACCAAGCAACCAAAACCAGCCCUCACAACCGCUGCUGCUUACAGCAACUAAACCCGGGCCCUUGGAUCCAUAACUCUGCAGACUGCAAGUGUGAAGAUGGGUUCUGAAUCCCAUUUCUAAUAGGCUGAAUGUUUACUGCUUCUGAGCCCUUAGGUAAAGCUUUUUGGAACAUGUGUGUUAUGAGAUCUUCCUUUAGUUCACUUCCAGUUUGUUGAGAUUUUUUUUUUUUUUGUUUUUUGUUUUUUUUU